AUGGGACUGCUGACGAUAAUAAAGAAACAAAAACAAAAGGAUAAAGAAGUUAAAUGCUUACUAUUAGGAUUAGAUAAUUCAGGGAAAUCCACAUUAGUCAAUAGAUUACAAAUAUCAUGUUCUAACGAAAAACAACCGUCAUUGGAAGUUGAUAAAAUGACAGAAAUUACACCUACUAUAGGGUUUCGAAUCAUCAGUUUCCCAAUUAAAGAUAAUUUAAUUUCAAUUUGGGAUAUUGGUGGACAAACAAGUUUGAGACCCUUUUGGAAUAAUUAUUUUGAUAAGACCAACAUAUUAAUAUGGUGUAUUGAUAUUAGUGAUUUAAACAGACUACAUGAAUCCAUUAACGAACUAAGAAAGUUGUUAAUAACAAAGAGUUGUGACGUUGAAGGUGAACAAGGAGAAGGAGAAGGAGAUGGAGAUGGAGAUGGAGAUGCAGAGGCAGAGGCAGGAAAAGAUGUCAUUGCCGUUGAUUGCAAGAUUAUUAUUGUGUUGAAUAAAGUGGAUUUAAUCAGUCGUGGUGACUGCGGCGCUACCACCGGGCAAGAAGACAUUGAAAACCAAGUGCGGUUACGUGUGGUGUCUGGGCUAUCCUUAUCCCUGGCCGAUGACGACGGGGAUGGCUCUCCGAGGGUGUCUUUUGUCACGUGCAGCGCGCUCACGGGGGUCGGUCUCCGUCCUCUGGCCGAAGAAUUAUCUUCGCCGGACUCGCUCUAG
Messenger RNA from Naumovozyma dairenensis CBS 421, 717 nucleotides. RefSeq names its product Arf family GTPase CIN4 (gene CIN4). Gene Ontology annotation, biological process: protein folding. Bases 1 to 717 code for a protein of 238 amino acids. The record is from RefSeq and is a predicted model, not a curated record. NCBI's taxonomy places the organism in Eukaryota, Fungi, Ascomycota, Saccharomycetes, Saccharomycetales, Saccharomycetaceae. Gene Ontology annotation, cellular component: microtubule cytoskeleton; cytoplasm. The transcript has a single exon. Gene Ontology annotation, molecular function: GTP binding; GTPase activity.